UGUGCCUAUUCGAAAGGGCAUCAAGUGGGGUGUGUGUUAGCUAAAACUAGAGCGUGUCUUACAGCUUUCAUCGUAGGUAUAAAUACAUAGUUGUCCGAGGCAAAAGACAUCAGUUACUUGCAGCUAACCAAAGUAUCCAACCAUGAAAUUCUUAAUCGUCGCCGUCCUCAUCGCCACUGCGGCCGCAGUUCCAUCCAGCUACAAAUCGUAUGAAAAGACGUACGAGAAAGACUACAAAUACCCCGAAAUCACAGUUACCGGCCAAUCCGACGAGCGUAACGUUGAUGGCAGCGGAAAGUGGAACUACGCCCAGUCUGACUACACCACCCGUGAGGAAGCCCAGGAGCAGAAGAAAUUCACCGUCACUACCGUCGAUGACUACGGCAAGGAAUACACCGCGGAAGUCUUUGGCAACACCAACAAGGGAUCUUCUUACUGGGUUUCCCCUGAAGGCGAGAAAUUCACUUUGACCUGGGCCGCUGAUAACGCUGGAUUCCAACCCAAAGGUGACCACUUGCCCGUUGCCCCCGUCCAUGUUUACGAACUCCCAGUUGCCCCUGUCCAUGAAUACGUUCUCCCCGUCGCUCCCGUCCACGAAUACGAACUCCCCGUUGCCCCAGUUCACAUUCCCUUCAACGGAAAGGGCUUCAAGAUCUAUUAAACCAAAAUUUUUUUAUUGAAAACAAUAAAUUAUUUCAACAAA
Molecule: messenger RNA, 703 nt
Organism: Daphnia magna
Lineage: Eukaryota; Metazoa; Arthropoda; Branchiopoda; Diplostraca; Daphniidae
Product: larval cuticle protein 65Ag1-like
Exons: 3
Coding region: 143-661 (172 amino acids)
Cellular component (GO): chitin-based extracellular matrix
Molecular function (GO): structural constituent of chitin-based larval cuticle
Source: RefSeq, a predicted model, not a curated record